AUGGGCCGCGAAAAGAAACACAAUGGCCCUGGCGCGGCACCAGGCGCCCAUGCCAAAGAGCGGCAUAAGAAGAGGCUUCGAGCUCAAACCAUAAGCAAUCCGGUGGUUUUGAAUGCGAGGCCAGAAGUUCACAACUUGAAAUCUAAACACCACUCGUACUACGAGAUCGUCGAGAACAAAGACAAGAAGAAGAAGCUGGAGUUCGAGAUCACCAGCAGGAGAACGCCGCCGCCAGGGUUCGAAUUCGUUCCCAUCGGCAACCCCGAGUUGACAAAAACUUGCAAGGAACUGUCACGCGAGCAUGACGCCAUGAUUUUCAUCGUAUCCAAUGGCACGGGCGGCGGCCUGUCCCAGCAAAUGAACCGUGUCGGCCACCACAUACGACAGGGCAUCGUUGAGGAAGCGCGCAGAGAAGUUAGCGACAACGGCAACUCCUCAGACGAUCAUGCACAGUCUGGUCUACCAGAACCGAUCCCCGAAAAGGCCGUUGAAGGGCUCUGUCUGGAUGUGCUCGUCAAGUGGCGAGGCGAUGAGGAGACUGGCCGUGACCAGCUAGACGAAAUUCUCCGGGAAGUGAUUGUUAUAUCUGACUCUGAAGGUGAAGAGGAUGGUGACGAGGACGGCGACGAGGACGACGAGGCCGAUAGUAGCGGCGUUGAGUCUGGAGAUCUUGCCGCGGAGCCCAGCUAUCUCCCAUAUCCCGCGGUGCCACAGCCCCGAACGCGCAAGGACCCUGAGACAGCCUUGGAGCUGCGUCACACGCGGCGUCCGUUGGUCUACGGCGAGCGUGCGACGUGGCGGGAUGAGCCCGAUUACAGUUAUGCCCGCCCAACCCGCCCGUAUAUGCAGGAUCUCACUGCUGCCCAUCGUGCCAGGCGGGGUUUCAAGCGGUACAAGGCUGCGCUAUCUGCGCGUUGGGGCGAAGCUGUUCAUCGGGCUCGUCACCAACAAGACCAUCCACAGGAAGCGCCUCCUCGCAUAGUCGAGUAUCGGAGCCAUUCCCAGCAAGGCAUACUUCGCCCCGAACAAGCUCCUGCGUCGAAUCAUGUUUACUAUGCCAGCACAGUACAGGACUCUCCGCAACUUAGGGGCGGCGACGGCCGCACCUUGCAGCCAUUAGAAUAUCCAACAAGGGGCCCGAUCCAGACCCUGGUGGCCUCGGAUACCACACUCCAGGGAAGCCCUUCGGGCGGUUUAUCAAGGGGCGCCAGCCCACUUACUGAUCCACGACAGACACAGCAACCGCAGAGGGCUGUAGUACGAUCAAUUUUUGUUCGAACUGUAUCCCCUCGGCAGGUAUCACGUCCUCCGAAAGGCCGUGUAGAUGAUAGGCGGACCCAGUACGACUCGCGCAACUCACCGGGCUGGGGCGGAGAACCAGGGACCUUGAAGCGCAGGCGCGUGGUGGACGAUGAGCCGUAUUCUCCCCAUGGAGCGCCUCUUCAUGCAGCCGUCCCUAUGCGCCGUCUGGCAAGUGAUGGAUGGAAGCGGGCACCCGCCUAUUAUGCUGUGUCGCGACCCCAUGAAGCACCGCCUCACAUACCCACCGACCAAGACUCUCGCGCGCACGUCGCUCUGCGACAGACGCACCGCGUUGCUAGGAUCCCUGUGUCUGCACCUGAAGGACGGCCCUAUUAUGAAAGUCCCGGGCUGGAGUUGCCUUUGGGAUCCGAACGUGCGCCGAUUGUUUUAGAUGACUCGGAUAUGGACCGUCCUCUGGCCGCGGCGACAUACCCAGUUCGGGACUACCGUGGGAACAUUAUCUCGGAGCACCGGGAGCAGCCUUAUCGAGAUGUUGAGGUUCAGCACGCACCGUUCGUUGAAUAUCGUCGGCCUCCAUUGGCAGACUACGCUGGCCGUCCAAAUCCUGAAGGUCCUCCCAUAUAUAUUGAGAGCACGCCACGGCCGCAGGAUCCACUUCCUAUCCAUUUGGGACCAAGCGCCAUCGAUCGGCCAGGCGUUUACGAGCGGCAGCCACCGCCACACAACGCACAGGAGCCGCGUCCUGUAGUAUACAAUCCUCCUGUCCCUCCUGUAUACGACUCUGCCCUUUCUCACCUACAUCACCAGGACGUUCACGAGCCUGCUCCAAUGUUUAUUAGACCUGUGGUGCGGCAUAGCCCACGGCCAUUGGCAGAGGUCCAAGGGCAGCCCCAAUGGCACCACAACUCUGGUGCAACCCAUGACUAUCAGGCACAUCCUCCAGCCGCAGGUUCUUGGGCGCAACCGCCUCAAGCCAGUGCGUACGAUGCGCCGCCAACGUACCCACCCUACCCUCCACAUCCAGCACAGCACCCAUUGAGCAGCUAUGACUAUGGAAGCCAUGCAGAGCACCACAACCAGCAUUACAAUCAGCCAGGUCAAUAG
Sporothrix brasiliensis 5110 is the source of this 2367-nucleotide messenger RNA. RefSeq lists its product as uncharacterized. The transcript is spliced from 6 exons. The record is from RefSeq and is a predicted model, not a curated record. Lineage: Eukaryota; Fungi; Ascomycota; Sordariomycetes; Ophiostomatales; Ophiostomataceae. The coding region runs from base 1 to 2367 and encodes 788 amino acids.